AUGUUUCGACCGGAAUAUAAGAUGAACACUGAAAGUACUGAAUCCGUUCUGUAUUUUCUCUGGUGAUGAUGAGACAAAAUGGCGCCAUUGGAGUCACUGGAGAAAGAGUAUCCACUCAUUGACUCUAAUUUUCAAAGCUUCUGCGCCUCCCACGGCAUUUUCUCUGUUGAAGAUUUUCUUCUGCACGAUCUCGACGCAUUACUUUCCUUUACGGAUAAUCAUUCCACUUCACAGACCCUGAAGCAGGGAAUUGACCAGCUGAUCUCAAUAAUAGACGCUCUUCAUCCACCAUUGCUAAACGGUUUGCAGCUCUUGGAAGAUGCUCAGCGUAAUAAACAUGUUUUGUCCACUGGAUGUGAAGGGAUUGAUGCAUUGCUCAGAGGUGGAUUACGUGAAGGGCAAUUAACUGAACUUGUUGGGUCAUCCUCGUCUGGAAAGACACAGGCAUGCCUACUGUCUGCCUCAACUGUUGUUGCGAAGCAUAAGAGUUCAGUUAUAUACUUAGAUACAGGCAACUCCUUUUCACCUCAACGUAUUGCACAUUUUGUUGGUCAGUCUUCUGGCCAUAUUUUUGGCAAUCAGGCUGAUCAUAUGCUCAAAAAAGUAUUGGACAGGAUAAUUUGCUACUCAGUGUUUGACGUCUAUCAUAUGUUUGAUGUGCUGCAUCAACUGAAGAUUAAUUUAAGAUCUGAGAUUGUGAAAUCAAAUCAGCAUGUUCGAUUGCUUAUUGUUGAUUCAAUCUCUUCACUGAUUACCCCCAUCCUUGGGGGCAGUGGUCCUCAGGGACAUGCUUUAAUGAUAUCUGCUGGGUUUUUACUGAAGAAGUUAGCACAUGAGCAUAAUAUUGCAGUAUUGGUAACGAAUCAUGUGGUGGGUGGAGAUGAUGGUAUUUCCAAACCAGCAAUGGGAGAGAGUUGGAAGAGUGUCCCACAUGUACGAAUUUUGCUUUCUCGUGAUUGUGGAAGCAAUGUCUGCGAUAUUUCAAUACUAAAACAUCCAUCUAUGGUAUGCCACUUGAUCAGAAAAUUUCUAUAUGAUGUUGUCUACGUUAGUUAAUGUCAUGUUAUUUUAUGAGCUGUUAUUUAUGGGUAUUUUACUCUUCAUUUACCUGGAUCGCAUUCUACUCCGCCACCAUUUCCCCCCUUGGGAGUUUGAUUCCCUCUACAUCUCUAUCAUUGAUAGGGUUAUUAUUAUUAUUAUUUGGAGUUGAACCUCUGGAAAUUAACCAGUCUGAAUUUAUUGUUC
Messenger RNA from Glycine soja, 1245 nucleotides. Its product is annotated as DNA repair protein RAD51 homolog 4-like. The coding region runs from base 79 to 1056 and encodes 325 amino acids. The transcript has 9 exons. Lineage: Eukaryota; Viridiplantae; Streptophyta; Magnoliopsida; Fabales; Fabaceae. Gene Ontology annotation, biological process: reciprocal meiotic recombination; telomere maintenance; DNA strand invasion. Gene Ontology annotation, molecular function: four-way junction DNA binding; ATP binding; ATP-dependent DNA damage sensor activity. The record is from RefSeq and is a predicted model, not a curated record. Gene Ontology annotation, cellular component: centrosome; replication fork; Rad51B-Rad51C-Rad51D-XRCC2 complex.